Harpegnathos saltator (Jerdon's jumping ant) is the source of this 8232-nucleotide messenger RNA. RefSeq lists its product as uncharacterized. The record is from RefSeq and is a predicted model, not a curated record. The transcript is spliced from 12 exons. Gene Ontology annotation, cellular component: endoplasmic reticulum. Lineage: Eukaryota; Metazoa; Arthropoda; Insecta; Hymenoptera; Formicidae. The coding region runs from base 235 to 6930 and encodes 2231 amino acids.
ACGACGACGACGACGACGACGACAAAGGCAGCUGUAACCGGAGAUUGAUCGAGUGCACUUUACGGCGCGCGUUUGCUAUCGCACUCGUCGGUCAAGUUCGCCGCCGGUGCGGCAACCGACGCGGCGAUGCGGGAAAGCUGAGACUUUGAUUGUUCGGAUCACGACGAUUAUACGACGCUACCGAAGAGUGCACCAAAGAGGGAGAGAGGAGAGAGGGAAAAGAUCAGGACGACGAUGAUGACGAGCUGCAACGUGACGCCACUGAAGAAAUACGCGGGAAUCAGCUACCGCGUGAAGUACGUCGCGGUGGAGAACGAGCGCGUGUUCGGCCACAUGUACGUCAGCCAGCAGACGCGGGAUCUCGUUGAGGAGCCGAAUCUCAACAUGCAGAUCCUGGCGGGGGUGUACAGGAAGCGACGGCGCAACCUGAUCCAGCAGACCCUGCAAGGCCCGGACUUCAUGCUGCUCAACAGCGAACAGCCGAGCGAAAAGGCCGCGCACCGGCAAGGGCAUUGCAGGUCGAUAAGGGACGCGCCGAACGUGAUCACGUUUAAUUAUGAGAAUGCCGGCAAGCACGACGUGGCCGUAAGGAGGCCCAAGGUGUACCCGCCACCCAUGCGCUACACGCCGCCUCAGAAAGAGAUCGGGAUCACCUCGCUGGUGGAUCAGCUACUGUUGGACAUUUAUGGCAUCCCGAUGGGCGACAGGCCAUGCUCGGAGAACGAUUCAACGGCUUCGUCCUUGAGACCACGCCCGCAACAUCAAUAUCUGCAGGAAGCUCGACUGCUAUUGAAAAGGAAGGACGAACUGCAGAUCUUGCUCGAAACGCUGCACAAGCACAUCGUUCACACAGGCGGUCUGCUUGUUCGCCAGCUGCGCCGAAAGGAAUACGUCGUUGCCAAACGUGAUAAACAAUGCGACGUCAUUACGGCCUAUCUGCAAGCGCACAGUGCCAAGCGAUUCGAAGACACGAAAAUGAGGUUCAGCCUGACUCCGCAGCCGGGGGAGAGUGGUUUCAUACAAUGGCUAGACGCGAUGAAGAUGGUCGCCAGAUUGCAAGGAGGGAUACCACCGGAGUUCCGAAAAAGAUUGUGGCUGACGCUGGCGGAACGUCAUCUGGAACAACGGGGCGUGGAUUGGAAGCAGGCCGAGAAGGUCUGUUUCAACGAGUGGAGUAAUCCCGACGACGAAGAGCUCGGCAUACAAAUCGUGAAAGAUCUGCACAGGACAGGCUGCAGCCUGUUCUGCGGGGCCGCCGGCCGGGACAACCAGGCGGUGCUCCGUCGGGUUCUGCUCGGCUUCGCCCGAUGGAACAAGUCCGUCGGCUAUUGCCAGGGCCUCAACGUCUUGGCCGCCCUGGUGCUGCAGGUGAUGGAUCGCGCAGAGUCCUCGGCCGUGAAAGUGAUGAUAUACUUGAUUGAAGGUGUCUUGCCCGAAGGCUACUUCGCCGAUAAUCUUCGCGGCCUGUCGGUGGAUAUGGCGGUAUUUCGGGACCUCCUGCGCUCGAGGCUGCCGAAGUUAUCCAAGCACCUCGAGGCUCUCCAGAGUGACGCGAAGGACAAAGCGACGGGCAGCAGCUACGAGCCGCCGCUCACGAAUGUGUUCACUAUGCAAUGGUUCCUCACGCUCUUCUGCCACUGCUUACCGCAGGAAGCGGUGCUUCGUGUCUGGGAUCUGAUAUUCCUCGAAGGUGACGAAGUACUCCUCAGAACGGCGCUCGCUAUCUGGGAAGGCCUCUCCGAUCGCAUAAUGACAGUGACGUCAGCGGACGAGUUCUACAGCAUAAUGGGAGUGCUUACGCGAGAGAUGCUAGAAUUCACCGACACGAACAAUCUCAUAAAGAACAUCGUCAGCAUGGGGGCCCUGCACGGUGUGACAAGUCUGAGGGAAAAGCAUCGAUACAAUAUCACCCCAUGGGCGCGCAAGCUGAGUGACGACGAUGACAGCGAGACAGAAGAGGACGAAAGACUGGCUGUGGCAGCUGCCAUGUUCAGCAUGGCCCAGCGUCUUAAGAAAGAUCGUCUGCCUUCGACAAUAGGAGCGUUACAAGCGAUGGCGCCCAGUAGCGAUCGGGAACGCCUUGCCCUAGAUAUUAGCACGCUGAAGCAGCAAUAUGCAAAACUGCGAGAGCGACAGCGGCAAGCGCACAUAAUACUUUCUGCCGCGUGCGCGAGACAGACCAUGGUACAUCCGCCCACCUCCACGGCCAUGAAUCACCUGUUAGUGGGCAAAAAUGCCCUCGUAAGCGGAAAGAAUCGGCCAUUGAGUCUGCCGUCUGCCACUGCCACGUCGAAGUUACGGCCGGCGGCCAUUCACAGCCCGAGAAGUCAAAGCCGCAGGGACAGACAAGGUGUCACGCUUCACUGGAAGGACACGAAGAGACCGAAGCAAAGAGCCGGCGACGCUGGCGACGCCGAAGCCUUCGGCAGCGCGUUUUUACAGUCACCGCCGGAGACGUCGUCACUGACGUCACCUAACCGAGGUGCCGUCGACAGCGACAGUGAUAGCACGUCGACGGAGCUGUGCGACGAGCCGGAUCGCCUGAGCGACGUCGAUAGCGAAGAGCUGACGUCAGCAUCCGACUCCUACGUCAUGGACGACGAGAAGCAUCCUUGCGUAGAGGGUUCAUCGACUUCGGGCAGCACACCUGUACGCUUGUACGUGAAGGGUGAGCCGGUGCCAACAACAACGACGAUGACGGCGACGAUGACGACGACGACGACGACGACAAUCGAGGAACCACGAACGGAAUCGGUUCUCGAGAUCGAACGCAGCGAUGAAUCUCCGUCUCUGACUGAAAUCUCGAUUGCCAAGAUCACCGAUCAAAUACGAAGGCUCUCGGCGGAAGAUGACAAUAAUACGACGGUUCCUCAAGUAUCGAGCGCGCGCGACAACGACGAGCUGUCAGUGGGCGAUCUCUCAGUCCAGAGAUCACAGUCGAAGGAAAUUGAGUCGAGACCGCGGGAUUCUAUUGAGUGCACGUCCGGCGAGGACGCGACGAGAUCGUCGUCAAAGACUGUCGUUAGUUACGAUUACCUAAGCCUUAAUUCUAAUCUCGUCGAGGAGAAGACGGACGACAGUCUGACGCACGGGACGGAUCGACUGAAGCACCUGGGAGAAAAGGAAGAAGUAGUUCGGGCUAACAGCGAAGACAGAACGGGCCUUAAGACGAAUAUCAUGGAUGAAAGCAGCACGAGCAUAUUGCUGGAUAAUUCUAAAAUAUUGGAACAACCGAGCAUCUCUUUAGAUAGGAAUUACGAUAAAUUCAUCACGCCCUUAAACGCGGACGACGAGCCCUCGGAAUCCUCCUCGAGAUUUUCCAGCAAGGUUUACCUAACUUUGAAGAGUGAUCUCGAAUCGAGCGAUAUCGCAUCGAUCGAAGACGUUCCAAGCGGUAGAACUGUCGACGACGUAACAGAACGGCCGUUUUACACGAAGAGAUACGUCGUAGGCCACUUGCCGAUUUCCCCGAUAACGAUCGAUAGCAAACUGACGAAAAUGUCGCACGACGUGCACAACGUCGCGUUGAGUGCGGAAGAUCUAACGAGUCCCGAAGCGAUUUCGAAGAGGGACACCUUUAUCGGCGACAAGCUGCCGACGGUACAAACGAAGUCGUAUUGCGACCUGAAGAAGAGUCCGAAGUCUCCUGAGAGCGCAAAGUCCUUCAGCUCUGGAGAGACCAUGGGCCCCGAUUCGAAGCCCUCCAGUCUGACGGUGAGUCCUAAGACGCCGGUGAGAUCGAGCUCACGGGACUUUGUGAUGGACAAGUCGUCGGCCUGCUCGUCGAUCAGUUCGGACUCCAAGACCCUGAUCCUUCAUUCCGCGGGCUCGGACAUCGCGCACGAAAGCCCGCGGCCGAUCGCGAAGAAGACGUCGUAUGAGAAAUCAAGCCCCUCGACUCCGAUCAGUACAGACUCCCUGAAGAACAAAUCGGACACUAGUCCGAAGUUGGUGAUCAGCAGCUCCAGUGACUCGUGUAGCCCGUGUAAAAUCAAGUCUUCCGAGAAGUCGUUCAGUUCGGACCUGCAGUCGCCGGUGAGUGCCAACUCCAUAAGAUACACCACGCACUACGGCAAACGCUGCCGAGACAACGUGUCGGACUCGCCGAUCGACUUGAGCAGCGCGACCUCGCCGUUCUACCCCAUCGCGAAUCCCAACCAGAAGACGCCAUCGCCGUACAGCACAGGCAAGCGACGGAGCAGCGUCGACAGCGCCGACACGUCGCCUGAUCUGAGAUCGAUCAGCUCCAAGGACUCAGCCAAGCUGUCGAGCUAUCAAGCGAAACUGGACCCCGCUGUGAGACCGAUCGAAGCGAAGGAGAACGCGAUGAACGAUGCGGUCUGCAAGAGGAGCGAUCUAUUUGUUAGGCCGCAAUUCGGCCUAAGCGCAGAGUCGGCCGCACACGUUGAACUGAGCUACACGACGAGGGAGAAGUGCAGAGUCGAAUCGGGUUGUUACGAAUCGAUCGACGGCAGCGAGUCGUAUCGCAAGUGUGGGGAUCUCACGGACGAUAGCGCUGACGACCCGCUGUCCGAGAAAGACGUGGUGCCGCAGUUACCGCACGAGAAGCUCGACAAGCAUUAUCUCAAUUACAAUUACAGGCGUCGAGAUCGAUCGAGGCUGGCCGAGAGAAGUUCUAGUAGUUUGGAAAGCAGAUUCACCGACCUCAAGUCAUCCGCUUCGACCGACGAAUUCAGCACGACCAUGGCGAAGAAGCGAUCCAGCGACAUCUUGGAGGACAUGAAGCAUUUGGAAGCGAAGGCCUUCAGCGACGGAUCGCCCGACAGUAACAUGCUAUCGAAGAAAACCAGCGAUAUCUGGGAAGACAUGAAGAAUCUAGAGGCGAGACGGCAAGACACGUUCAGCAAUUCGGCGAGCGGCUUCUCGAAGCGACGACUAGAGAUCCCAGACAUCAAUGUAACGAGCGAGGGCAGGAAGUCUUACGUGGUGCAUCCGAGAAUCAACAUCGACGAGAAUAGCGACAGUAUACUAAAAAGUAUAGCCUGCAACAAGAACAACGGUGACGCGGAUGACGACGGCAGGGAGUCGAAAGUGGGCGUGUGGACGAAAGUGAAGCCGCGAAAGAAAGGCGACAACGGGCGCAGAAGCAGCGACAGAGCGUUGAAGAUCAUUCAGGAGAACUCGGCCAUACUGCACAAGAUCUUAGCUUGCCAAGCGAAGAAACGUCUGCCGGAUCUCGAGGAGAUAUCAAAGGAGAUCACCAUCAGUCCGAUAAACGAGGAGAUCUCCAAGAUAUUCAGCCCGAUUCUCGAGAAGAUGGGACUGAACGAGCACGAGAUCAACGAGGAGCUGGCCAGGAUCAAUUUCAAGGACUUCGACAGCAUGAGCGCGACGAGCGUGUCGGAGUUCGACGCUAAGAUCAACGACGAGCUGUCAAAGCUCUCCCUUAUCGACGACAUGGAACAGAUUGACCACCUAGACGUGGACGAGAUCUAUCUGGACACCCGGGAGGCGCUCAUAGAUCACAAGAUAAACGAGGAGUUCUCCAAACUGCUGGCCAACUACGAGGAAGAAUCGCCGCCGAGUAUAAUCAACCUGGAGAAAGGUUCAUCCAGCCAGAACAUAAGCGAGAUGGAGGGUCUCGAUCUCACCAGCAUCUCCACGAACGUAUUCUCCUACAAAUCUUCCAAUGACUCCAUCGAGACAAGAAGCGACUUGGAGUCCGCGCACGAUACAGUCGCGAUUCAGCCGGAGAGAUUUCCAUAUUCGGCGUCGAAGGUGGCGUACGAGCAGGACAUGUCGAUGUCGCCCAAGAGCGAUAUAGACAUAUACAGGGAAUUGGAGAAGCUCGAUAAGAUCUCGUCGGUGCAUAUCCUACCGGAAACUCCCCUGAAGAUAUCGUCGAAACGGCUGUCCCCGAUCAUGUACGACGCCGCGCCUUACACGGAAGUGCCGGCCGCGACAAGGUACGCGCCCGCCAAGACUAGCCCGUUCGACUCAUCACCGUUGAAGAGCACCUACGAGCCUUACAAGAGCUUCGACUUUACGAGCAGGAUAUCACCGCGCGAGAAUCCUUACACGACUUACGAAAAACCGGCCGACACCGGUGUGUUUGAGUACACAGAUCCCAAACCGAAGAUCUCGCUCGACUCGUACGACCUGCACCCCAAGGUGCCGAUAUUGUCGAAGGAAUCGUUGGAGUUUCGCGUGAGGUACGACGAUGAGAAACCGAGGCAGAGCAGUGGCGAGUACACGCCUGUCCCGGACGACAGAGCUACGGUCUCCUUGAACACGACCGCUUCGUAUUACGGCAAGGAUAACAACAACAAAGCGGUCACGCCAACGACAAAAUACGGCAGCAACAAGGAGGAGAAACGCCUGGACGUCGGCGACUAUUCCAACGAGUACAAGUCCGACAGGUCUGACCUGCUGCGUCACAAGUACGGCACUUUGUCCCCGAAGGAGUACUCUCACGUGCGAAGCAUGGACUACGACAAGCCCUUGGGCACGUUACCGAACCUCGUGGUAGAGUCGGAUCCGGAUCUCGGUUCGUAUCUGCCGACGAGGCACCGCGACUACAAUGCCUUGUCGCCCAGCCGUCAAUACAGAGAUCAGUAUUUCCCUCCCAGCCCGAAUCAUUACAUCCCGAAACUCUCUCCGGACCUGGAAGUGGAAGAGGCGAAGAGGCCGACAGUCUCGCAUCCGGAAUCGCCGAGCAGCAUCAGCCUCGGCAAGUACGCGGAUUUGGCGGGCAAGGGAUCGAACUGUUACAAGAAGUCGACGUUGAGCCUCGGUAACAUAGAAAACGAGGACAAGAACGACGAAAACGCUGACAGCAGUCCGAGCCCGAAAGCGCACUUCAGCCCUUUCCCCGUUAGAAAUAACUCUAGAAAGCCCAAAGAAUUGACGCUGAAGUUGGGCCUCUAUUCGUCUAAGAGUCCCGAGUACGGGCAACUGAAGAAGUCAUAGUGCUCAGUGACUCGUCGAGGCGGAUGAGCUUCCGACCUGCUCGGCGGGAGCUCGCGCGCGAGUUAUAUCGUUGUUGCGAAAGAGAACAUUCGUAUUCGCUAGUCAAUCGUUUCGAUAGAUUCUUACAGUUUAAGCGAAAGGGAGCGUCAUACACACCGACGACGCGCGUUUCAGUGUGAAUCCGAAUUUUAACAAAGUGGGCCUAAACCGUCGCCUAACCAUUCCUAGGUCAUGAUUCUCGAUACUAUUAGACGAACUAGGUGACGUAAGCUUAAUUAAAUAGUAACGUUAACAUAGACUUAAGACGACAAUUGAACGAGGCGAAGUCGUGAAAGUUUCUUUUCUUUUUUUCUUUCAGUGCUCGGUCGCGGACAAUUGCAAAUUAUUGCGAGUAAUUUCUCUUUUUUGUUUCUUUCGUCGCCAAAUGGCACGCAGAUUUGUCUCUUUUCGAUGAGGAUCAGGCGUCGUUACGUAUAAAUAAUGCAAAAAGAGAAAAAAGAACGAAUAUACAGACUGCAUUGCGUACUGUACAAUUGCGCUAAGUGCGAAAUAAUGUCUCCAUGAAUGCAAUUAAAUUCGGGGAAUAUUGCUGAAAUAAUACGUCGUGCGUUGUUGACACGAUUACAAAAUAGCAAAUCUUGAACAAAGCAGAUUAAUGAUAAAUCCAAUUUCCAUAUCCGGUCGCACGUGCCCGCUUUCUCUCUCCUUUAUUUCAUCAGUAAAAAAACAAUUCUACGCACUUCACUGAUAUUCGAGUAUUCGCGCUUAUUCAAGAUGACGUUUUGAACGAAGUUUGAGAAACUUUACACUAAUAUCUAAAAUCUUACAACACUUAAAACACUCGCAUAAAUGUAAUCGCUAAAUUUACGAUGAAAUGCCUUCGAUUCCCUCCAGUUGUCAACUAUGCCAAAAAUUUUCCUACUUGAAACGACUUCCAAACUGAUCAAGAUACCUGUCAUAGACUAAUGCUUAACUAAGAGUAUUUUACGCAACGCCCUUCUCGCACUCUUAAUUGUGCCAUACUACCGGCAGUUGUUAUCGCAAAGCGAUACAUUGGGAAUAAACAAAAGAACGACGAGCGUCUGUAGUAUGACAGAAUUGUCCUGAGAAGCGAUGCACGAGAGAGGAGAGAGAGAAAGAGAAAGAAACAUGAUGUAAAUUGAUAAAAGUUGUCGAGAUAAAGCUUAAUUUGUAUGUAUGUUUGCGCAAAACUAACUGUAUGGAUAUACUUUUAAGCGAAUUGUGCACUACAAAUUAGAUGGUAAAGAGGAGAAAAGUGGAAUAUAUACAUAUAUACAUAUA